Molecule: messenger RNA, 2968 nt
Organism: Durio zibethinus
Lineage: Eukaryota; Viridiplantae; Streptophyta; Magnoliopsida; Malvales; Malvaceae
Product: putative serine/threonine-protein kinase At1g09600
Biological process (GO): protein phosphorylation; positive regulation of transcription elongation by RNA polymerase II
Cellular component (GO): cyclin-dependent protein kinase holoenzyme complex; nucleus
Molecular function (GO): RNA polymerase II CTD heptapeptide repeat kinase activity; ATP binding
Source: RefSeq, a predicted model, not a curated record
UUCCCUCAGGCAUUUAGUUUUUUAAUUUUUCUCUUCCACCAGUUUACUCAUUUGUCUUCCAACAUUAGAUAUUUGUUAGAAAAUAUUGUUCCUAUGUUUUUUUUUCUUCUGAUCAUUCUCCAAUUCCUCAGAUUUUGAUUGUUUCAUUGUUGGCACUCUUUAUAAUUUGGGUGUUUCAUAUAGAAAAACUUCAAAUUUGAUUCUCAACAAACGGUUUUAAAUGCUUGGUGGGACUGAAAAUGGUUGAGAAAUAAUCUUGUGGGGUUGGAAUUUGGAAACACAAUGGUGGACCUGGGAAUCCCAGGAUUUAUUCAGGGUUUCCCUUUUGUUUAAUGUAUGGUUAAAACAUCGUUGAGGGGGGUGGGGGGUUUGUCUUUUGUACAUAUUUGUGGCAGAACAACUAGUCAAAAACAAGGAAUUGUUGAGAGCAGAAUAUGGGCUGCCUUUGCUCAAAAGGAGCCCAGGAUGAGAACAUUAACGAGAAUGACAAAGAGAAAGACUUGAAUAAGAGCAACAACAAGGCAUCAGUGCAAUUGGUUGCUCCUGCACCACCACAGAAAGAAGAUUUUUUACUUAGUAGAGGUGGCAAUGAUGGCUCCGCAUGUCUUGCUUCCAAAGUUGAUGAAGGAGAUCAGAAGAAAUCGUUGACUGCAGAAAGGCCCAGAAAUGGCCAUCAAAUAUUGCCAACAAUGGAUAUGGGGGCAGGGGUGUCGCCACAGAUGAUUAGUAUAACUAGCUCCCCGUGUGGGACUGAAGGGGAACUAGUUGCUGCCGGAUGGCCAUUAUGGUUAGUUUCAGUUGCAGGAGAAGCUGCCACUGGAUGGCUGCCUCGGCGGGUGGAAUCUUUUGACAAGUUAGAGAAAAUUGGACAAGGAACUUAUAGCAGUGUAUACAAGGCCCGAGACCUAGAAACGGGCAAAAUUGUUGCCAUGAAGAAGGUUCGGUUUGUUAAUAUGGAUCCUGAAAGCGUCCGUUUUAUGGCUAGGGAAAUCAUUAUUUUAAGGAAGCUUGACCAUCCAAAUGUUAUGAAGCUUGAGGCUCUAGUCACUUCAAGGAUGUCAUGCAGCUUGUAUCUUGUUUUUGAGUACAUGGAGCAUGACCUUGCUGGGCUUGCAGCAACUCCUGGCAUCAAGUUCACUGAACCACAGAUUAAAUGUUACAUGCAACAGCUUUUUCGUGGCCUUGAACACUGCCAUAGCCGUGGUGUCUUGCACAGAGACAUCAAGGGCUCAAAUCUUCUGAUUGACAACAAUGGAGUUCUUAAGAUUGGAGAUUUUGGUCUAGCUACAUUUUUUCAGGCUGAUCAAAAGCAGCCACUAACAAGUCGUGUUGUAACUCUUUGGUAUAGAGCACCUGAGCUUUUGCUUGGGGCCACUGAAUAUGGAGUUGCCAUAGAUUUGUGGAGUUCUGGUUGCAUCCUUGCUGAAUUAUUUGCUGGGAAGCCUAUUAUGCCUGGAAGAACAGAGGUGGAGCAAAUGCAUAAGAUCUUUAAGCUCUGUGGUUCACCUUCUGAGGAGUACUGGCAGAAAACAAAACUUCCACAUGCAACUAGUUUCAAACCACAACAACCUUACAAGCGCUGUGUUGCUGAGACUUUCAGAAACUUUCCGCAUUCUGCCUUGUCUCUUGUUGAUAAACUCCUUGCAAUGGAACCGGAAGAUCGAGGAUCCAUUGCUUCAGCACUUAGAAGUGAGUUCUUCAGAACAGAUCCUUUCCCUUGUGAUCCAUCAACACUACCAAAAUAUCCUCCAAGCAAAGAACUAGAUGCCAAACAUCGUGGUGAGGAAGCAAGAAGGAAAAGAGCAGAGGCUGUGAAGGGACGCAGACCUGAAUCUGUUAGAAGAGGUUCAAGGGAUUUUAAGGGAGUGCGGACACCGGAAUUCAUUGCCCAGGGACAGCCAAAAACAAUCACCGGUCAUAAAUAUGACCAUCUUGAGGAUGGUGCCUCUGGCUUCCGAAUUGAUCCACAUAAGGUCACUUCGCAGAAUGGCUUAUCUCAUUCCUCGUCAAUGAUCCACCCUAGUGCAAUAGGAUCAUGGAAUAAGGCAGGUUCUACAAGAAAUAAUGGCGAACUAAGACCACAUAAUUCAUUGAAGCCUCAGGCAGUUAAUGCUUCCAAUAAGAAAGAUAAUGGAGCAUCCGACAAAGAUCUUGCAUCGGGUUAUGUACCAAGGAAAAACAGGAUCCAUUGCUCUGGACCACUGAUGCCUCCUGGGGGAAACAUUGAUGACAUACUUAAAGAGCAUGAGAAACAAAUCCAGCAGGCUGUACGUAAAGCACGUCUCCAGAAGUCAGGAACCAAUAAAAUUUGCAAUGUUUAUGUACAGUGAUUCUUAAAAACGUUUUGCACUUUGCUUCCUUGUGAGAAACUUGCUCCGAGGUUCUUCGACUGUUUUCACUGGCAAAAGCAAGUUGCAAGCAACCCUCGAAAACAUAUUUGAUCAUAGCCGCAUCAUGCAGAAAUUGAAAUGUAACACUGAUUUGGGGUCGUGAGACUUCCUAUUUUGUGAAAUAUUCUGGAGGGAUUUGUUCGCUUGCUUGCAUGUCACAUGCAGGAAUUUGGUUUGUAUAGUUGGAUGGGGUUCUUGAAAGGAAGCUAACAUUAACCUUCCAUGAAUCUUUUUCUUCCCCAGAUUGGCUGUAUGUAAGAGAUAGCACACGCUUUUGGCAUCUGUUUUGUUUGCUUGAAGAUGCAAUCCUAUACAAUGAGGACGUGAAUGAACACAGCCGGAAGGAACAGCUAAAAUGAUUCAAAUGUCUGUAAACUGAAGAUCGAGCAUCGAAAGCCAUCAAUUUGAAGCUAUAAAAUGGAUUCGACAUCUUAAACAAAAGUCUCAAACAGUAACAUUUCAAUUGCAAGAACUUUUGUUAGUUCUCACCACUUAGUACAACAUUGCUUUGAGCUAUUUUGAUCAUUCCUAGUUUGCUAAACUUACAAAUUAGAGUACUAUUUUUUAUACUAAUUGUU